Molecule: messenger RNA, 1674 nt
Organism: Telopea speciosissima
Lineage: Eukaryota; Viridiplantae; Streptophyta; Magnoliopsida; Proteales; Proteaceae
Exons: 11
Coding region: 14-1546 (510 amino acids)
Source: RefSeq, a predicted model, not a curated record
UUUAAACGGAUAGAUGAUGACGAUGAUGGAUUCAGCCUUGGCAAUUGGAUUCCGCUCUACCGGCGGUGGCUCUUGCUCCUCCGUCACUAUAGCAAAUUAUCGCCCCUUUUGGAGCUCCGACGAUUCUACCGGAGUACACGGCGCCUUCCGUCGAUUGCCUCACGCCAUCAGCCUCGACGUACCAUGGAACAGAGGUCGGAGACUUAUAGAUGGGUUUUCUUUCACAACGAGGAACUAUCUUCUUUCCCAAAGCAGAGUUCGGGCUACAGAAGGGUACAGGAGUUCGGCUUCAGAUCCCUUGGAGCAUAAUAGGAAGUCGCAUUACCACCCACUCGAAGACAUUGCGGAGUCCACAUCUCAGGACGGUGGAGAUACCAGACUCACUCCUGCCGAAACCACUAGAACCAUAAUUGAGGUAAACACGAAAGCAACACUAAUGUUUUCAGCAUUGAUCAAUAAUGAAGUUCACGAGAACAUUUUCUGGCCCGAAUUGCCUUAUGUGACUGAUGAACAUGGAAAUAUAUACUUCAGGGUGAGCAAUGAUGAAGACAUUAUGCAGACGCUAACUUCUGAGAAUAACUUUGUGCAAGUAAUAAUAGGCUUAGAUAAUAUGGAAAUGCUUAGCGAGAUGGACCUAUCAGGACCAGCUGAUAUUGAUUUUGGCAUUGAAGAAAUCACUGAAGAAGAUGAUGAAGAUGAUGAUGAAGAUGAAGAUGACUAUGAAAAGGAUUGGGUUGCAAUUCUUGAAGAUGAUGAAGAUGAGUCAGAUUCCGAUGAGACUCUUGGCGACUGGGCAAAUUUGGAAACUUUACGUUCUUCUCAUCCAAUGUAUUUUGCUAAAAAAUUGGCUGAGGCUGCAUCAUAUCUUCCCAUGAAUGGAAUAGAUCAACCUCCAGCUGGUCUUGCCAUCCAAGGCCUUCUUAGACCUUCCUUUGUUGAGGAGCACCCUCUCAUCCAAAAGCAUAUGUCAGUCCAUGAGCCCUGUAAAGAUGACCAAAAUCAGGUUGGGAAAUUUUUGGAAGACAAACUGGAAGGUAUUGGCAUGCUUAAUGGUCAUCACCAUGAGUCAGCCUCUUCUAAAGAUGGUUCAAUUUGGGCAGAGGGACUGGAUAAAGCUGAGAGCGUUAGACCUGGGACUUCAUUUUACAAGCUAGAGAUGAUCAAGAUUCAGUUGAUUUUGUCACAUGGACAUCAGACUAUAGUGGAAGUAAAUGAUUUUCGGAAAGCCAGGCCCGAUGCCAUUGCACAUUCAGCAGCCAAAAUUAUUUCUCGCUUGAAAGCUGGUGGAGAAAAGAUCACACAAGCCCUAAAGUCUCUCUGUUGGAGAUGCAAGGGUAUUAAAGUAGAGGAGGUAAUUCUCGUGGGUGUAGAUAGUCUUGGUUUUGAUUUGAGGGUUUGCUCAGGAACACAAGUCCAGACCCUGCGGUUCACAUUUAAUACACGGGCCAUUUCAGAGUAUAGUGCUGAGAAGCAACUUAAUGAUCUACUGUUCCCGAGGGUCCACCAAACGCAAAAAUGGCAACAAGCUCACCAGAAGGAAUGCUAACAUUUUUUAGAUUUCUACAUUUGAGUUUACUUUAUUGGAUGGCUUCUUGUAUAAAAUUGCGCCUUAUAAAUGAAUUUAGUAGGUCAGCAACAAAACUGAUUUAUAGCUUAUGCAUUUUAUGUGAAAUG